Molecule: messenger RNA, 1821 nt
Organism: Pungitius pungitius (ninespine stickleback)
Lineage: Eukaryota; Metazoa; Chordata; Actinopteri; Perciformes; Gasterosteidae
Exons: 3
Coding region: 406-1050 (214 amino acids)
Molecular function (GO): protein binding
Source: RefSeq, a predicted model, not a curated record
UGCCAGGCGCAUGAGUUUCUGAGCGGAGCGAGAAGUGCGUCGGAACACGGGCCGCCGGAGGGGAGCGCGUCUUUUUUCCCUUUCGCUUUCCACGGCGCGCGCUGCGCGUCGGCCGCCCCGUGAGCGCCUCGGAAAGUCUGCGCCGUCUCCUUUCCUCACUUUGCGUGAAGCAAAACGAGUGGGCGCCCUGUGAGACUGUGACAGUGAGCGGGGGAAAUCCAUGACUUCCGCAUUUUCCCUCCCGCGCCUGAAACUCGGCGCUAAGGUCAGCGCGCUAUAAAGGAGCCACGAUGGAGCUCGGAGACACUCGCAUUAGGACGCGCUCUGUGAACGGGACUAAAACACACCUGGAUUUGUACCACUUCCAAUCGAAGCCUUUCAUAUAUAGUAUAGAAUAGUACCGAGAUGGACGAAGAGUCUCUCCAGCAGAGCGAGCGCCGCCGUGGAAGCUGCCUGGACGUUUUCCUCGUGGCGUCCAUCCUUCUUCUGCUGGUGACGGUGACGGCCGGGGCCGCUGGAGGAGUGAUUGUGGUGAUGCGGCUGCAGUCCAAACUGCACUCCGAGUCUCCGUCUUAUAUGAUGGAUACGUCAAAGACUGCAAAGGACCCCCCUCACGAAUACAAGGUGCAGAAGUUUGUCUAUCUGGAAGCCAUCAGAAGCGAGUUAAAAUCCUCCAACAUGCAAUGGGCUCCCGUCAACUACAGCGACCAAACUUCUGUUGGAAGCAACUUCCUCUUUGACGAGAACAAUCAUUCGCUGAAGGCCACACAUGCAGGGACCUACUUCAUAUACAUCGAUCUGAAUCUCACGUGCACACACCAAUGCGCGGACGGCAUCCUCAGCCUGCGUGUGGGGGACAAGCUCACCUGCCAGGUGCACCUUACGAAACCGGUCGAUCAAUUCACACCUGUGACCAGAAAGUGUUGGACAGUGAGCCAGCUGAGUAACCAGAGUGUGCUGGUCACUCAGAUGACUGUGCCAGAGGAGGGACUGGACAACUGGAAACUGGAGCUGAGUGGCUCAGGAUUUGGAAUGUUCCAAGUGGACUAAUGUGCACACAUGAAUCUGUAUGCAGUGUCGCUGCUCUCUUGAAAAUGCAGAUGUGCCCCCGAUUCAGGGGGAAUGGGCAGGCAAUGAAAGCUACGACCACAUCAAUAGCAAACUAUGAUAAAAGGUGAUGGAACUUGGCUGGCCUGGAAUCUGAAGAGGAAUCAUAUUCAUGAAAAUGCAAAUAGCUUGUGGACAUUUUGCCGUAUAAAGUACUCUGUAUUUAUUUGAUAACAUGGAACUAUUUAUGUAUCUGUAUAUAUAUUUAUUGACUUUUAUAUUGGAGUGGAUAUCACUACAUUACCAUUGAGUUUGAUCGGACUACAUUGAGUUAAGCGUGAAUUUAUAUCUCUUUCCAUUUCAUAAAUGGCAUGGAGCAUAACGUCUCCUUAGGGGCCCUUUUUAGAUGGCGUGUGGUUAAAGUAACGUUUUUUAAACACUUCUGGCAAUUUAUGAGUGUCACUGAUGACGGAAACAAGAUGCCACAAAGAUGAUCCUGUCGGGACAGAGAUGUCUGUGACAUGGUGACACAUGAAUUGGAGAACAAAUGGUUUUGAAAGAUUUAUACGUCCUGUGGACAAACUACACACUGAUGAAUGUAUUUUUACCAAUAUUAAACAUGACUACGGUGAAGGCUGACUUUGUGUGAACAGUGUCAAAGGGAUUUCAGUGGAAUUUAUGAAAGGUGCAUAUGUAAUGGAAAGUUCCUUUGCUGUUGCGCAGCACAUAGCGGGAACUGCCAAGACAUCACUUCCUGUUUAUUUACCACAGGUU